Molecule: messenger RNA, 1136 nt
Organism: Sorghum bicolor (sorghum)
Lineage: Eukaryota; Viridiplantae; Streptophyta; Magnoliopsida; Poales; Poaceae
Product: syntaxin-52
Exons: 6
Coding region: 208-963 (251 amino acids)
Biological process (GO): vesicle fusion; intracellular protein transport
Cellular component (GO): SNARE complex; endomembrane system
Molecular function (GO): SNARE binding; SNAP receptor activity
Source: RefSeq, a predicted model, not a curated record
GAGACCUGAACCAACUCGGACUCCUCGUAGUCGUAGCUACUUCCACCCUGAAAGACCGCGCAAGCAUGCAAUACGGCGUCGACGAUCAGUUUCCUUGUCUCGCGCUGGACUGAGUAAAUCAAGGAGCAAAUUCCUUGCUGGAACUCGCCGGGAUCUUGCGACGCGAGCGUAGCUGCAUCUGCGAUUCUGCAUAGUGCGGCGGCAUACAUGGCGCGUCCAGUUCUUCCGAUCACGGCCCCGCGCGGAGGUGCAGCGCCGCCGUCGUCGUGGUCUUCCCCGGUGGACCAGUGGACGAAGCGGCUCCAGGAGGCCCAGCGGCUGGUGGACGAGGUCGCCGAGCGGGUCGCCGAGAGGGAGUCCGUGCCGCCGUCGCUGCCGCGCGAGCUGCAGCGCCGGACCGCCGAGAUCCGGCGCAAGGUCGCCAUCGUUGGUACCAGGCUCGACAUGCUCAAGGAGGACCUGUCUGAUCUCCCCAAAAGACAAAACAUAAGCUUGAAACAGUUGGGCAAGCUAGCCGAGAAGCUUGCCGGUGUGUGUUCCAAGGCGCAGGAGGUUGGCGGCCAGUUCACCAUGAAGUACUCCUCAGACAGGAAUGACUUGUGUGGAUGGAGCGCAAAGAUAGAUGUAAACAGCAUUGCCAACAUGGAUAACCAUGAAAUGGUCAAAUUGCAGAGGAAGGUAAUGAAAGAGCAAGAUGCUGAGCUGAAGAUACUGGAGGAGACCGUUACCAGCACGAAGCACAUUGCGCUAGCGAUCAACGGGGAGCUGGACCUACACACUAAGCUCAUUGAGAAACUGGACGAGGAUGUUGAAGAAACAAGCAACCAGCUGCAGCGUGCGCUGAAGAGGCUGAAAGCACUCAACACGCGCAUGAGGAAAAGCCGUUCUUGUUGGGGCAUCGUGUUGUCUGUCGUUGCCGUUGUAAUCUGCGUUGCCGUAUUCUGGGCUCUGAUAACGAUCUAGUACUACAACGACCAAAAGGCCGGCCUUGCUAAGUUUCUGUAAGCAUGGGGUUUAAGGACUGUACAGUACAAUGACAUUACCGACUGACAUAUGUUGUGUCUACUUAUCUAUAUUCCAGUAAAAAUAUUAGCACUCGUACGCGUUGAGAAUUUGAAAUCCAGAUAACCAGGUUU